CGUGGUCGGAAAUCAUCGGUGUGCUUUGUGAGUGUGUGUGUUUUGGAGGAGAAGAAGAAGAAGCACUUUGUCUUUUGCAUCCUGUUGAGAAAGUGCAACGGCUCGUGUGCUGUUGUGUGUGCGUGUUGUGUGUCUGCAAAGUGUGUUUGGAGCCAGGGCCAAUUUAAGUAUGAAGAGAGGAAAGAAGACAGAGGAUGCAGCUGCAGAUGAGGAAAAUGACACAGGCUCUGCUUCAGCAAAGAAAACAAAGAAGGCGAAAGAGCCAGAGGCCCCGAUACUGUACGAGGAUCCUCCGGACAAAAUGACCUGCAAAGAUGGACGUGAAGCCAACAUGAAGAUCACUUCCUGGAACGUCGACGGUCUGAGGGCAUGGGUGAAAAAGAAUGGCCUGGAUUGGGUGCGUGAGGAGUCUCCAGAUGUUUUGUGUCUGCAGGAGACAAAGUGUGCAGAAAAGUCCCUCCCUGCUGCCAUCACAUCCAUGCCCGAGUAUCCUUACAAAUAUUGGGCAUCGUCCGAUGAAAAGGAGGGUUACAGUGGUGUGGCCAUGCUCUGCAAGACUGAACCCAUCAAGGUCACCUAUGGCAUUGGUAAAGAAGAGCAUGACAAGGAGGGCCGUGUCAUCACUGCCGAGUUCCCCACCUUUUACCUGGUGACCACCUAUGUGCCAAACUCCGGCAGAGGCCUUGUGCGCCUAGAUUACCGCAAAACCUGGGACGUGGACUUCCGGGCGUACCUGAGCGAGCUGGACAUACAGAAGCCCCUAGUGCUGUGUGGUGACCUUAAUGUCGCACACCAGGAGAUCGACCUGAAGAACCCCAAGGGGAACAAGAAAAACGCAGGCUUCACCCCUGACGAGCGCGAAGGCUUCACCCAACUGCUAGAGUCCGGUUUCACCGACAGCUUCCGCGAGCUCUACCCGGAGCAGACCAACGCCUACACCUUCUGGACCUACAUGAUGAACUCCCGCUCCAAGAACGUGGGCUGGAGGCUCGAUUACUUCGUGCUGUCGUCCAGCCUGCUGCCGGGCCUGUGCGACUGCAAGAUCCGCAACAAGGCCUUGGGAAGCGACCACUGCCCCAUCAGCCUGCACAUAGCUGUGUAGCUCAAAGUUUUACAUGACCUUUACCGUUUUCUUACUACUGCCAUUCAGAAUCGGGUGAAACUAUCACGUAUACCAGUGUUUGAUAGAGUGAGGUGUUCUUACAUGUGCUGUCAAAACUCACUAUUUCAGUAGGCUAGGCAGGAGCUUAGAUGUGUAGUACUUUUAAAUCAAAGUUUUCACAUGAAACCUUCAAAUAAUGACUCCAAAGCACAACGCCCAUUUAUCCUGUUAAUGCAAUUAAAGUCUGUCAUUAAAACAAAACACCUAAUCAUUGACAAAGCGCGUUCCGGUUUGGUUACUGAUAAAAGGUUUAGAGGCUCUCCAGUUUGUUGAGUUUGUUCGGCGUUGCUUUACCAAGAAGCUAAAUGCGAAUAGUGGAAAACAAAAACCUUUGAGGCGAGCAUAAAGAGAGUAAAAGACAAAACAGUUUUUCAACAGUGACCCGUAACUGGCUACAAACAAGCCUCCAUGCUUUACUGCAGUAUGUUUGUGUGUUGCUGUCUGAAACUAAACCACUUUUGCGAUGGUUGUGAUGUGUUAAAGCCCAUUAUGUUUGAAGCUUCUUUUCCAAAGCAGUGUUCAAUUUAUUUUUUUGUAAAACAUGCUCACAAUAAAGAUUGGAUUUAUGUAAAACUUUA
This is a messenger RNA of Trematomus bernacchii (emerald rockcod), 1740 nucleotides long. RefSeq names its product APEX nuclease (multifunctional DNA repair enzyme) 1 (gene apex1). The record is from RefSeq and is a predicted model, not a curated record. Gene Ontology annotation, biological process: base-excision repair. Gene Ontology annotation, molecular function: endonuclease activity; double-stranded DNA 3'-5' DNA exonuclease activity; phosphoric diester hydrolase activity. Bases 170 to 1102 code for a protein of 310 amino acids. Lineage: Eukaryota; Metazoa; Chordata; Actinopteri; Perciformes; Nototheniidae. The transcript is spliced from 5 exons. Gene Ontology annotation, cellular component: nucleus.